AUGUCGCUGGAUAUAAUAUAUUUAGUUCUAACUAUAGUUUUUACAGUCUUGAUUAUUCUUACCAAUGCUAUCUUGAUUAGCGUGGUGUUGUCUUCUGAUAAAUUACGAUAUUCCAGCAAACACUUGAUGUUGGCCAGCUUAUCUAUUGGUGACAUAAUUAUGGGGUUGUACGUAGGACCUGUUCUUAUUGACGUGUCUAUGUGGAGCAGACCAAUGAUAUGUCAUGCUCAGUUAGCAUUGGAAGUCACCUACAGCAUCGUCGUGCCUUUUGUAACAACGAUGUCAAUUGCCAUGUUGAAUCUGGACUAUAUUGUUAAUAUUGGUUCUGAAUGUUAUGGAACUGGAAAGAUCCAGUAUUGUAUGAAAUCUGUUCUACUGUUGUUACCAUGGUUACUGGGAAUCGGAGUGAUGGUUCCAUUAUUUCUGUUAGCUAUAGAAAAUUUGGGAUCCACGUGUUCGUUUUUAUUCGAUAUUAGUGAACUGCAACAUUUAUUCUUGAUAGUGACGUAUUUCCCUGCCGCCUUCCUGGUAGUUGUUACGUCACUUGCAGCUGUUUUCACCUACCGCUGUAUGUGGAGAUCAAUUCGUCUGACGGACACCCGACCUCUUUACAUCGAUAUGCAGCCACCAACUGAUGUGUGUUCUGCCAGUUUUCUAACAAUUUUACUUUAUUCACCCAUAGCCGUGAUGUUGGCUUUUGGGAAUGACAUUAUUAAAUGCCCAAACCUGGAGGAAAAUUGUGAUGCAUUUUGUUGGAUUCAAGUUGUAGCACAAAUACUAUUCAUUGCCAAGUCGUUCAUUUUACCAUUUAUUUGGAUAAAAUGUACUUAUUUGAGAAAGGCUGCCAAAAAACUUGUUGAAAAAGCGUAA
This is a messenger RNA of Lottia gigantea (owl limpet), 870 nucleotides long. RefSeq lists its product as hypothetical. Bases 1 to 870 code for a protein of 289 amino acids. The record is from RefSeq and is a predicted model, not a curated record. Gene Ontology annotation, cellular component: membrane. Gene Ontology annotation, biological process: G protein-coupled receptor signaling pathway. The transcript has a single exon. Lineage: Eukaryota; Metazoa; Mollusca; Gastropoda; Lottiidae. Gene Ontology annotation, molecular function: G protein-coupled receptor activity.